AUGUCCCCUCCCGAAAUCCCCACCUGCACCCUCCACUACACGCAAACCCCGCACCAAAACAUUUCCAAGCCCGGCAUCCGCACUCCCUGGACCAUCUUUCUCCAAUCGCCCACUCACUGGUACACGAUCGAUUUCCACGAGCAAGCGAUUCUAGAAUCGCGCCUCUCCUCCCACUCCCACUCCAUCUCGAAAUUCUCCCGACGCAAACUCUACGAUUUCCAGCUCCGGGAAUUGGAUAUCGAGCCGGAUAUAUAUGAGCGCUGCCCCGAUUCGGAUAAUGGGGAAGCGAUGAUCAAGAGGGUGAAGGAGUUUGGGAUAGUGAGGGAGAGUAUUGGGAUGAGGAGGUUGUUGAGGGAGUUUGGGGAGAGAGUGAGGAGGGGGGAAAUUCCAGUUGACGAGUUAUUUCUCCCACCCCUCUUCCUCCUCUGGCUCGAGAGUCUCAAUCUCAAACCCCCUAAAACCAAGAAAUCCAAAACCAAAACCAAUUCCAAUCCCAAUCCCCAACCACAAACCUCAAAUCACAAACCUCAAAAACCCCCAGAAACUCCCCCUCAAACCCAAAAUCCCAAUUUCAAAAUCCUUCUCCAAGUCUCCCAGAUCCAACCCAGCAACUCCCAAGAAUCUUGGAUCUGGAAGGAAACCCGCACCUUACUAAAACUAACCAACCACUCCGGCCCCAAUAAAUCAGGUCUCUACAUAAUCCCCAAUCCCAAACUCUCCUCUUCCUCUUCCCCCCCAAACUUCAUCCUCUUCUCCUGGACCCACGGCUCCCUCACCACCAUAGACAACACUCUCUACGCCCGUGGCAAAUGUCUCACCUUCUCCCCUCCACCCCAGCACUCAUCCACUCCUCCCCCAGUCCAUCUCCACCCCCUUCCCCAAAAUUCCCUAACCCCAAGCCCCCACUUCGCCGCUAGCAUCAAUCGUUCGCACUUUUCCAAGCACUGGGAAGAAUACGAAGUCGACAUCAACCAACCCGCCAUCCCAUGCAUAUGGUGGGAGAAAAACAUCACCAUCAUGGAAGAUGGAGUGUUGUUGCGGGAAUAUCAGGAUUUGUAUAAGAGAUCGAAGGAGAAAGGUGGUCCGCGCUAUCCUCCUCCUCCUCCUCCUCCUCCUCCUCCCCCCCUCAUCCCCCAAGAUCCCAAUCCCUGCCCACAAGAACCGAAACCAGAACCAGAACUCUCCGAGAAAACCCCCAAAGCAGCCGUGAAAUCCCCAGAGAUUCCUCCCAGUCCCAGGGAAGAACUAACCACGAAAGUUCAGAACUCCAAUCUCGAUCGCAAUCCUGCGGGCCUUCCCAAUCCCAAUCCCGAUCCCGAUCCACUUCCAAUUCCACCACCAAAUCCACCACCAAAUCCACACGCGAAUUAA
Messenger RNA from Botrytis fragariae, 1371 nucleotides. RefSeq lists its product as uncharacterized. The transcript is spliced from 3 exons. The record is from RefSeq and is a predicted model, not a curated record. Bases 1 to 1371 code for a protein of 456 amino acids. NCBI's taxonomy places the organism in Eukaryota, Fungi, Ascomycota, Leotiomycetes, Helotiales, Sclerotiniaceae.